Danio aesculapii is the source of this 3740-nucleotide messenger RNA. RefSeq names its product transmembrane protein 169a (gene tmem169a). Lineage: Eukaryota; Metazoa; Chordata; Actinopteri; Cypriniformes; Danionidae. The transcript has 3 exons. The record is from RefSeq and is a predicted model, not a curated record. Bases 249 to 1118 code for a protein of 289 amino acids.
GGCUGAAGACAGGCAUUAGCGGCGCGAGGGGGGAUACGCUGGCCUCUUCGGUGUGUCCGAAAAAAUAAACCCACCGCCACAAUGUUACACGUGGUGAAGACUUGUGAAUGAUAAACCGGACGGAUUUAAUCGAACCACGCCUGCAUGCAGUAAUCAGGGUAUUUUUGAAGACAUCUCCGUUGGUGAUUUAUUGAUAAACAAAGCAGGUGUUUCCAGCUGCAUACUGACAUCAUACCUCCACAGUCAACAUGAGUGAAGGGCCCUCAGGAGACAUCGGUGGUGUGGAGCUGGAUGGAGGGAUUGAGACGGAGACCCCGAUGAACACACUUCACAGAUCAGCAGAUGGAGAGGGAACCAGCACUCGGAGGAAGAAGAAGAAGAAAAAGAAAGAGAUCAUCUACCGCUCCGACCUGGAGGAUGAGGAUGCUGGGGAGGGGACAUCGGCGGAUGUGGAUGGAGCCUGUAGUUCUCCAUUUGACGAAGAAGAAGAGGAAAUCCCCCCUGACAGCCGUUUCGUGACCCUAACCGGCACCAUCACGCGAGGAAAGCGGAAAGGCCAAAUGGUGGACAUCUAUAUGACCCUCACCGACAAAGAGCUGAGGGAUAUGGCUCGCUCCAAAGAGCGCCUGGAUGCCGAAUGUGAUGGGGUUGCAGAGGCCAAGCAAAAACCCUGCACUCUGGGGCUCAGCCAGGGCCCUCACGUCCUCCUCUGGAGCCUUUCCUGCUCCCCGUUCAUCUUCGUCCUCUCCUUCAUCACCUCAUUUUACUACGGUACCCUCACCUGGUACAACGUCUUUCUAGUUUACAACGAAGAGCGUAGCUUUCUGCACAAGAUCACAUUGUGUCCCUUGCUCAUUCUGUUAUACCCGGUGCUAAUCAUGGCGUUGUGUGUUUGUAUGGGGGUUUACGCUGCUGUUUCCCAGCUCUCCUGGGUGUUUGGAGAGUGGUGGCUGGCGGUGAGGGACCUGGAGAAGGGCUUCUGUGGGUGGAUGUGUGGAAAACUGGGGUUGGAGGACUGCGCCCCGUAUAACGUGGUUGAGCUGCUGGAUUCAGACACUCUAUCUGGGACCCUCCAGGGGAAGAGGAUGGAGGAUGUUGAGCAGACUUCUAAUUUAUGAGCUGAGAAUAUGGAAAAAUGGUGUAUUUUAGGUGAUGUCAAAAGGAUGGCACGUUGUUGAUUGGCAUAGAUAAUCUUUACUUGUCACUAAGAUGAUAUCUUUGAAUAUUUUUUUUGUUCAGGCUUUGUUGAGUGUGAAUCAGUUAUUUCACGCACUCCCCAAAAAUGGUUUUCCACUCUAAUUAAACAAAUGUUUAAAAUGUUCAGGAUAAAGCUAAUGGAGCUAUUCCCUGCAGGCACAGGACGUCAGCAUGACAUGAUGAUUGGAUUGGAUAUUGGAUAUUGACGUUGGAUUUUGUUUGGAAAUGAAAAUCUGGUUGACAUCAGAACCCAAUGUCAGGCUGACGUCAAUGUCCAACCUAAAAUCAAUCAAAUAUCACUGUCUAAUAUUGUUACACCUGGGCAUUACCACUAUGACAUCUAUCAGACGUUAGAUUUUGGUCACUUUCCAACACAACCUAAAAUCACCAAAAUAUCAACGUAAUUUCAUGUCAAAAUAACGCUGUCCUUUGGUGCUGGCUAGACACUGAAUUUUGGUCACCUGACAUCAUGACCUAUAUCUAACCUAAUAUUAACGUCUUAUGACGUUGUGUGCCUGCUGGGAUUCUUUACAGUAAGGUCAAUGUACCAUGCAAAGAAAAUUAGUCCUAAGUCUCACAUAGCCAGAUCUAAAUAGUCUCUGUGCUCAAAAUAUACUUUAGGGCUGCACAAUGUUGGAAAAAUCUGACAUUGUGAUUUUUAUUUACUUAUUUGCGAUACAUAUUGCAAUAUAUUUACAAUUUCACCAGAUGACUUGAAUAGCUCUAUUUGGAAAUAAUUUCUGAAUUUUAGAUUGAUUGGCAUGGUUCUGUAGGUGAACGAAUCAUGCAUGAAAUAAUAUAAACAAAUUACAAGCAUAGGUAAACGCAAUAGAACAAAUAUAAAAGUGAAAUAAACUGUGUUUUAUGGUUUUCAAGGCAAUCAAAUUGUAUUUAGGUACAGAAAUAAAACAAAAGCAUGUAAGAUAAAAUAACACUGCAAAGACUACUAAAUAGUUCAAUAAAAUUAUCUUCUAUUAACAUUAUAAAUGGUCAAAUUGUUUGUGCGGGAAUGCAUUAAACCAAAGGUGUCAAACUCCUGGAGGGCCUCAGCUCUGCACAGUUUAGUUCCAACCCUAAUUAAACACACUUGAUCAGACUAAUUGAGUCCUUUAGGCUUGUUUGAAUCCUACAGGUAAGUGUGUUGGAGCAGGGUUGGAACUAAACUGUGCAGGGCAGUGGCUCUCCAGGAUUUAAGUUUGACGCCCCUGCUUUAAACUCUUAAGAGUGAACUCUGCAGUAACUCCCCAAAUCUUGAGUAUUUUGAACUCUGGCAAUAUACUUUAAAUAUAAUAUAUAUAAAUCCUAAACUAUAUAAUCCUAACUCAACAUUAUAGAUCCUGUAAUGUGACUAUUGUGGAUGCACAUUGCGAUAUCGAUGCUGAAACGAUAUUGUGCAGCCUUAACAUACUUUAUAAUCAUACUAUUAUCAAAAUAUAACUUUUAAUGACUCUAAUUGAGCUGUCGGAAUGAUGCUGUCAAUUGCAAAUCUUGUGCAAACACAUCUAUAUGAUCAAAUGCUUACUUUACUACAGUUUACUUAUUUUGUUAUUGAGAGUAAAGAGCAUAUCACAUAUUUACAUACUCAUCUAAACGCCACUUGAACCUUAGUUAAAAGUAUACUGCUGUAAAGUUAGUUCCAACUUAUCUUUUUUCUAAUCAAAGAAUGAAACAACUUCACUAGUAUAUUGGCACGUUGAAGCAGAUUCUCAUACAUUGUAUAUGCAGUUCUUUUAAUGGCCACCACCAGUGUCGCUAAUAACAAGAGUUUCUGAGUUCUAGCCUCUUUAAGUUUACUUAUAAAGCCAUUAUAAAGAUCAAAUCAAAACUGUGUAAAUGUGUUCAAAACCACAGCCUUAUUCUCAGUCACUAUGAUGCAAUAAUGAUUUAUAUUUACAGUUCUGACAAUUGAUUUGCCUGGAAAUUUGAAACUCAUUUUAUUAGUGCAUGUCUACAAAGCAAAUAAGAUGCAACUUGCUUUGAAAAAAAUGCCUUAAAUGAUUUUAUUUACUAUCAGCUAUCAGUCAGAUCUGUUUUAAUAUACAGAAAAGUACCUUUUUUAAAUAUCUUUGGGUUUUAUUUAUCAACUACAGAUAUCCAUCAUGUACUUUUAAUGAAUGUUUUAUGUGUAGCAGUGACUUUAGUUGUAGAAACAUUCUUAAGAUCAAAUGAGGAUCUAUCCCUCAUGAACAGUAAUCAGAAAAAUGCUAUGCUUACCUUUGCCCUGCAUUACACAUGUCACACACAGCUCAUAAGAGGCUAUCAGGUCCUAUAUGUACUCAAGUUUCUGACGCAUAUGCUCACUUGAAAUAUCCACUAAACUGAAACCUUUUUAUUCUCUAACCUGACAACUUUUACACUUUGUGCUGUACAGUUUUAUUUAUUUUUUUAUAUUAUGUUCACAUCCAAGUGUGAAUAUGUCUCAGACCACUGGAUUGCUGUAUUUGUGUUUAAAUAAACAAUGUGGUGCUUUGUAUUUCCACAGGAGUAACAACAAAGGUGCUAUAAUAGGACACCGGCCAUUAAAAGCAACAGACUGUUUCACA